Messenger RNA from Hippocampus comes (tiger tail seahorse), 1721 nucleotides. RefSeq names its product UPF0524 protein C3orf70 homolog B. The coding region runs from base 598 to 1410 and encodes 270 amino acids. The transcript is spliced from 2 exons. The record is from RefSeq and is a predicted model, not a curated record. NCBI's taxonomy places the organism in Eukaryota, Metazoa, Chordata, Actinopteri, Syngnathiformes, Syngnathidae. Gene Ontology annotation, biological process: nervous system development.
CUGCCACCGAGCGGCCGCAGCCUCCUCAACCGGAACUACAGUAUCUUACUAUUUCAUAUUACGCGACUAUUCCGUCUUCUUCAACGAAUGUGUUCGUUGUGUAAGCUGCUGAACGUGUAGGAGGGUACCUUUCUCAUUUUUUUUCUUCGCGAGUGGGCAGCUGGCUUCGUGUCUUCCGACUCCUCCCGCCGUGUGGUGAAGUUGAGAUGGUGUGAGUGAGGAGCUCACGCACACUAACACAUACGCACAGUGGAGCCUCCCGAGGGCUGGAUGCCAAGAUGGGGAGAGCUGUGGAACGCCACCGUGAGAGCCUUUGAGGACAAGAACAGCCCCGGCCCGUCGAGCUUCACGCACUUUUUUUUUUACGAAAGAGGUUGCCCGCCGCCUUUUAAGUGACGACGAACGGUAUUCCUGCCCAGCGAUUCGCAGUCGGAGCCUCCACCCCGGGCAGGCUUCCUACUUGGAGCUCGCCCGCCCACCGCGGCGGCGCUCGGUUGCUGUCAUGUUGUAGUUCUUCUCCCCAAAAGUGUUGCGUUCUUGAUUUUUUUUUUUUCGGAGGGGGAGUCGGCGUGGAAGUGAAGUUCGGGCGAUGCUGUUAUGGCCGCCUCCGGUGCUCCAAAGUGUCUGAAGAGUGAGAAGUUGGACGAGGCGCAGAAUUUGGCCAAAAGCUGCGCGGGGAGACCAGACUUCCUCCCGUGUGACGGACUCUCCAUCUGCGCCACGCACAGCCACGGAAAGUGCUUCAAGCUGCAUUGGUGCUGCCACCUGGGAUGGUGUCACUGCAAAUACGUGUACCAACCCAUGACCAACGUGUGCCAGCUGCCCAGCACGGCGGUGCCCCCCGCGGCCACGGAGUACAGCAGCACCAUGGACCUGUCCGUCUCCCUGGCCGAGCGCUUCCUCAAGCUGGCGCCCUGCUUCCGCUCGCCUCCUCACCUGGAGUCUCCCAAGUACUGCGUCAUCGCCGACCUCUUCGUGGACGACUAUGUGGUCAAGCGCAUCAACGGGAAGAUGUGCUACGUGCAGCGCCCGCUACCGCCCGCGCUGCCCGAACCACCCCCACCACCCGCUCCCCCCAUCCCUCAGCCGCAAUCCGCUGCCAAGGCCGUGCCGGCGCCGGCCCAGCGCGUGCACAGUGAACAAAAAAAACACGCCUCCCCCUUGGACAAAGUCAAGGGUUCCAAAAUGGACCAUUGCUCGUCCCCAUCCAGCUCGGAGGACUCCGGCAUCAACGCGCUCGGCCUGCACUGUAUGGAAUCCUGCGAGGACGAGAGCGAGCGGGAGGACGACGAGCUGAGCACGGAUGGAAACUCCAGUCCCGGAAGCCUGUGGGAUCAGGACGAAAGCUCCUUGCUCUCUCCCUCCAAAUCGAUGAUUGAGAUCAUCGAAAAGAUCGAAACAACUGUCUGAAGUCGUCGUCGCGACGCAAGCGUCUGAGGAUUUACCUUCGAUGAGCCUGGACGAUCAAACCCCCGGGGGCUGUCUCGUUUGUUUUCCUCUUUCCACCUUCUGUUCACAAUCCCCGCAUGGAAUGAAUUUCUGCCACUUUCUACCAGAAAGGACACAAAGAUGAAGCACAAGAGUGCCAAGCACAAGCACAAGUGGACCGAACAGCACAUGAUGGAAAACGGGAAGGACAAAAGCAAGGUGAAAGUACAAAGGAGUGUUCGGGCCACACUGAAACGAUAAAACCACGCGAAUGUUAAAAGAAUCGAGUCAGA